CAAAAGAACAGGGAAAAAGUUGUGAAUCAUCAUUGUGAAAACCUCGAAUAUAUUGAAGAAAUCUGGACUUCAAAGCUCAUUCAUUAUCAGAAAUAAGCACAAGGUAAAGAUGGGAAGCACCGAUCCUUGGAGAGUGACCGUAUUUUGGAAACUUUCAAGUUUACAGCAUGAAAGGCGCGUUCGCAAACCAGUGCUCAACAACAGAUGUCAGCGGAACUCGAAGGGUGUUUCCAUUGUGAAUACUAAGCGAAAUCAGCCGCUUUUAUAGAUCCUAAAAGUUUUCUCAACCGACAGAACACCCCUUGUUUAUAGGCUGUGCGUGUUUUUAAAAGUUCCGCAUAUGUAAGCGUAAAGGAGCAAAGUGAUGCCCCAGUGCUGGCAGAACCCCCCCAGACCAUGCUUUCCAGAUGUCCAGCGUUCACCCGCCAUGUAAUAGGAUUCCUGGUGUUAGUGUUGUUAACCACAAACGUUCGAUCGGGACCCCGUUAUAGCUCCAGAAUAGUUGACAUUAAAACGGGAGCAAUUCGCGGCAUUAUCCUCGAACUCAAUUCACGACAUCUUGAACCGGUUGAAGUGUUUCGCGGAGUUCCAUACGCUGCGCCUCCCGUAGGACCCCUCAGAUUCAGACUACCUCAACCCCCGCUCGCGUGGCCCGGAACAAGACUUGCAGACACUUUCGGCGCCGUUUGUCCACAGAAAUUACCAGACAUAUCCAACAGAACUGCCGCACUGCAGACGAUGCCCAAAGGCAGAUACCAGUAUUUGAAAAAGUUGGUGCCCCUGCUUGUCAACCAGUCGGAGGACUGUCUCUUCCUCAACAUUUAUGUACCAGGAAGUGGAAACCGCGGCUUCGAGGCUCCUUACGCCGUUCUCGUAUUUGUGCAUGGUGAAAGCUUCGAGUGGGGCGCAGGUCAUCCCUACGACGGCAGCGUUCUUGCUUCUUACGGACACGUCAUUGUGGUUACCCUAAAUUUCCGUCUUGGAAUUCUUGGUUUCCUCCGUACGAAAGCGAGUUUCGAUAAAAGCGAGUCUUCAGCGGAAAACUUAGGGAUUAAGGACAUCGCUGCGGCUCUGCGUUGGAUUAAGAUUAACAUUGCAGCAUUCGGAGGAGACCCCAGCCGUGUAACCUUAGUAGGUCACGACACCGGAGCGGCUCUAGUUAAUUUACUCUUUGUUUCCCCCAGUUCGAAAGGUCUUUUCAAACGAGUGGUGCUCCUGAGUGGAACCGCUCUCAGUCCCUGGGCCACGAUUCAUAAUCCUGACAGUUUACGUCUUACCGUUGGCCAACAAACAGGUUGUCUGAGUGGCGACUCACCGGAGGAGAACGACGAUAUCGCCCCCUGUUUAAGAUCGCGGCCACUCCAAGCGCUCCUCGACGUCCAGUUGGAAACUGUGCGCUUCAUGCCAAGAAUCGCCCCAUCCCUCCCGGUGGAUUUACAGACACCUGACCCGUCCUUUGCCAUGGAACACGCCAGCGAAAAUUUCAUCAUGUGCGAAGUGAUGUUGGGCACGACCACCACCGAAAGUUACAGUGACUUUAGUGCCGCGGACAUCCAGUACGGGUUUGAGGAAGACCAGCGGAAUCGCGUUUUGAGGACCUAUGUGCGAAACGCGUAUGUGUACCAUUUGAACGAGAUUUUUUCCGCAAUUAGGAACGAGUAUACGGACUGGGAUAAGCCGAUACAGCAUCCCAUCAAUAUUAGGGAUUCUACAAUGGAAGCGUUAAGUGACGGACAUACUGUGUCACCUUUAAUCCGGGUCGCGUAUUUGCACGCAAGGAGAGGCGCCAAAACCUAUUUUUUUCAUUUUGGAUACCAGACCAAAGACAGCGAGUAUCCACAGAGGCUGGGGAGCGUCAGGGGUGAAGAUGUCACGUAUAUAUUGGGCAUGCCUCUAGUCGGAGGAAUGCCUUUCUUCGCCCAAAACUUCACCAAACAGGACAUGGGAGUGGCCGAGGCCGUUCUCAACUUCUUCAGCAAUUUCGCCAAAACAGGCGACCCCAACGCACCCGGGAUACACAAAGACGUCCCUGAUUACGGCACUCUCAGGGAAAAGACGCGAUAUCGCGGCCUCGUGUGGGAGCCCUACGAAGUCUCCACGCAAUAUUAUCUCAGCAUUACAUUAAAGCCAAAGAUGAAGAGCCACUACCGGGGCCACAAGAUGGCCGUUUGGUUGAAUCUCAUCCCGCAACUGCAUCAACCAGGAGAUGACGACGUCAGCAUGAGACACCACCAUUUCCACGAACGAGAGCCUCAUUAUUAUGCCGGUUCUGUCAGAGCGGAAUCAUUCACUCGCUUACCGCCGCCCCUGCACCCGGCCUCAAUGACAGAUUCCCAUAUCGCAAACGGAGAGGGGACCGAAUGUGUUCCCAACACUACAGCUGAUGACCAACUCGUCGACGAUGAUGAAUUGAACCUAAGCGACGACGAGACCGGCGAGGAGCUCCUCCAGAAGCUGGCCACCAGACACUACUACAGCUACACAGCCGCUCUGGGAGUCACCGUCGGCGUGGGCUGUCUGCUCCUCCUCCUCAACAUGCUGAUUUUCGCCGGCAUUUACUACCAAAGAGAUCGCGAUCGCCGAAGACAAAAUCAUGUCCGUUCCUCACGCUCGAAUUCAUCUCCAUCAACAGAGACAAUACCCAUGUCACAUCGGCCUUCCAGCCCCGACAAUUCAUCUCGCCAGUCGCCCAUUAUAUGUAGGAAAGAGAAACAAGAACUGCCCCCUUCUUAUAGCACAAUUCCGAAGAGUCCAUCUCGCACAGAUGUGCCUUCCUCGAACACUUUGAAAAAGGAGAAACCACCGCCGCCGGUGAGGACGACGAGCAAUUUGUCGGGAGGAACCGUCAAGAAAAGAGUACAGAUUCAAGAGAUAUCGGUAUAGCAAUCACAGAAUGAGGUUUGUUCCUCAAUGAAACCGGACGUCACACCCGAACACGAAACGGUUAAACCGCCGUGUGAUCUAGUUUCGUUUCAGUUAUAACCGAAACUGAAAUAAUCGACAGUUUGAAAACUAUAGAAAGCUAUGUAAUGAGGACUAAUCUGAUGUAAAUAUCUAAUCUUCAAUACUUGAUCUUCGUUUUAAAGGUCUCUAUUGUAUAACUUAGAACGAUUUAAAGGAAAAUUACCGAAAAUAAUGAUUGUAAAAGGUGUUCCUUACUGUUUACAUUUUUUGUUACCUAUAUGAAUUUCUGUUGAACACAUGUACCAAUGUUUUUGUACAUACAGUCUUAGGAAAAUUAAAUAACGAG
This is a messenger RNA of Tribolium madens (black flour beetle), 3250 nucleotides long. RefSeq names its product neuroligin-4, X-linked-like. Gene Ontology annotation, molecular function: neurexin family protein binding; signaling receptor activity. Gene Ontology annotation, biological process: synaptic vesicle endocytosis; chemical synaptic transmission; presynaptic membrane assembly. The record is from RefSeq and is a predicted model, not a curated record. The transcript has 10 exons. Gene Ontology annotation, cellular component: postsynaptic membrane; cell surface; synapse. Bases 397 to 2883 code for a protein of 828 amino acids. NCBI's taxonomy places the organism in Eukaryota, Metazoa, Arthropoda, Insecta, Coleoptera, Tenebrionidae.